Talaromyces rugulosus is the source of this 1485-nucleotide messenger RNA. RefSeq lists its product as uncharacterized. Lineage: Eukaryota; Fungi; Ascomycota; Eurotiomycetes; Eurotiales; Trichocomaceae. The record is from RefSeq and is a predicted model, not a curated record. Bases 1 to 1485 code for a protein of 494 amino acids. The transcript is spliced from 3 exons.
AUGCAGUUUAAAUCCUCUCAAACUACGUGUCUCAUUUUAAUUUUGGGACUUUUUUCAGCGUUCAGUCAUUCCCUUCCAACAAAGAACAGCCAGCAUGCGCGACACAUACCGCGUCAGGACAUCAAAACACCCCUUGGCCUCGACGUGAGCGAUCUUGAUCUCUCAGAUAUCUCACCAAUCGAGGAUGGAUGGCUUGAACUAGACAACGACGAUGGAGAUGGAAAUGAUCUCGGAUCGAGCUCCGUGUCGAAUGCCAAUGGAUAUCUGGGCUCGAUCGGCUCCGGCCAAGCCGCCCAGAACGGAGAUUCGUUGGAAGGCAGCAGUGCAGCGUGCAGCUUGACAGGAUGCGUGACAUCGGCGGCUGCAAGCAACGCCAACAAAACCAGCACAAGUUCCACGAGCUCUGGGGGGAGAGCUCGUCGACAACAUUGUACAUAUAACAAGAUCUAUCACAACUACACUAUCAAUAUUAUUGAUGCUAUGACCGUCGCCAUGAUCGAAAACCCAUUAGCCAUCGCUUCGGUUUCCCUAGGGCAGCACCCAUCCCAUGCGCUGCCCGAAAAAAUCGCCGCCGCCGUAGCCAACGAUUUCUCUGCUGUGGAAAUUGUAUAUGCAGACCUUGCAGCAUAUGCUGCCUCACAGGGUCGUCUGUCAACAUUGGAAGAUGCAGCCAGAGAAAUUGGGGACCUGUGCGCUACACAAAAUAUAUCUAUUCUUUCUCUGAAUCCUUUCAAGAAUUUCGAAGGACAUCGUUCGCCUUUGGAGGACCGACUCAAGACAGCGCGGCACUGGAUUGAAAUCGCGCAUUUACUAAAGGCAAAAUACGUCCAGGUACCGUCUCAGUUUGACCGAGAUGACAGCUGCGGAAAUGAAGAUGUUAUGGUUUCGGAGCUUCAAGGGCUAGCAGACCUGGCAGCGGAAAUUGCGCCGCAAGUUGGUAUCGCUUACGAGGCCGUGGCCUGGGGAUGUUAUGUCGAUACUUGGCAAGAUUCACUACGUAUUGUCCAGUGUGUAGAUAGACCAAACUUUGGUCUGUGUCUUGACUCUUUCCAUGUUGCUGCGCGGCUUUGGGGGGAUAAUACCGCUGAAUCUGGCAAAAAAGAAGGCGAUGUUCAGGGAAUUUUGGGGGCGUCAUUGACGGAAUUCGUGAAUAAUUGUCCCAUGGACAGAAUAUUCUACAUGCAACUAUCAGAUGGAGAGAGAUACGCGCCUCCGUUGAGCCCUGAGCACAAAUUCUACGAUUCCACAUUUCCGCCGGCACUCACCUGGUCGAGACAUACAAGACCGUUUCCCUUGGAAGUAGAGAUGGGUGGCUAUAUGCCGGUUUUGGAUAUUGCAAAGGCCUGGUUGGUGGAUAAAAAGUGGAAGGGGUACGUCUCUUUUGAAAUAUUUGACUGGAGAAUGAGGGACGAAGAAAAUGGACCAGUGUUGAAUGCACAGCGAGGGCGUCGAUCCUGGGAAAAACUGAUUGCUGCAAUACAGUAA